Stegodyphus dumicola is the source of this 2244-nucleotide messenger RNA. RefSeq lists its product as uncharacterized. Gene Ontology annotation, molecular function: metal ion binding. The record is from RefSeq and is a predicted model, not a curated record. NCBI's taxonomy places the organism in Eukaryota, Metazoa, Arthropoda, Arachnida, Araneae, Eresidae.
AGAGUAUUGCCGCCGUCCAAAUAAUGUGAUGGAAAUUGAGGAGUGUCGUUAUUUACUAUUGUAAAGCGAAGAAAUAAUUAAAAAGAAUGUUUAAUAUCCGUGAUAUCCGUGGUAUUUUAACUCGAAGAAAUGAACAGUCUAGAAGCUCUGAUCCUGUGCAGCCCAAAACACCGGAAGAAGAAAUUGAAAAUAGUGCAAGCUCUGCAGAAGGUUUUCUAUGCCCACAUUGUUUUCUUGCAUUUCCUACUGCUGAUGCUCUUCAGAACCAUUAUGAAAGCAGUCAUUCUGAAGGAAUUAAUGAUGUUGGUGAUGGAAGAAAUAUGUUUAAUUGUCCUGCAUGUAAGAUGAAAUUAGGCAGUGAAAUUGAACUUCAGUCUCACUAUACAAGGCAUCAUUCUGGUUCUAAAGAAGAUUUAGAACUUGAAGCCAUGCAUUUACAAGUGAAAGCCUUAGAAGAAGGAAAAGCCUUAUUGCAAAGUGAAUUACAGGCAAUGCGAAUGCAGUCAUCUGAAAUCAUGAAGGAAAACGCAAAAAUCAGAGAAGAAAGAGAUGCAUUAGAAUAUAAAGCUGCGAAACUGGCAGGUGAAUUAGCUGAUUUAAAAGCUGACUUAGAUGAGCUUAAAACUAAAAAACUUUCUACUGAAUCUGCUCUAAAGCUAUCUGAGGAAAAAAUACAUAAGCUAGAAGUAGAAAUGCAACAAAGACCUGAAGCAGAUGAUGUAAGUCUAUUACAACAAGAAUUAGUCUCUGUGCAAAAGAUGAUGGAUCAGUUAACUUUACAGAGAGAAGCUGAAAAAGAUACUUUACAAAAGCAAUGUAAUAAUCUGAAAGAAACAUGUUUAAAACUGCAAGAGAGAAAGACAGAACUAGAAGGUAUCUUGAAAUCAUGUCCUAAAAAAGAAGAACUUGAAAGCCUACAAGAAAAGAUAUCACAAAUGUCUAUAACUAUAUCACAGUUACAAAAGGAUGUCCAAGUCAAAGAAGUGGAGAAAAGUAAACUGUUAAUCUCACUGGAAAAGUAUGAAAAUUAUGAUGAAAUUAAGGCACAGUUAUCAGAAACUCAAAGCAAUCUGGCAGAAAUGCAAAGAUUAUCAUCUGAAAAGGAUUCAUUAAUUAUAAAGCUGAAAAAUGAAUUGAAAACAGUCAAAGAAAAUGUAGAAGAAAUGAAAGUUGGAAGAGAACAACUUUUUUCUAAAAUAGAAGAAGGUGAAGGGGCCAAUGCUGCUAUGCUACAAUUGAAAGAAGAAAAUGCACGCCUUCAAGAACAGUUUUUACAUCAACAAACUCUUUAUGGUCAAAUUGCUCAUGAGACUGAAAGUAAAAUGGGUGAACUUCGUUCAUCACUGAAAAUGGCAAUGAUUUGAACUGAAAACAAGGAGGACAAAUAUCUGGGACUCUGGCAAAAUUUUGUUCUAUUGGCGCCCUGGUAAAAGCUGUGAAGGACCAUCAGUAUUGUCACUGUCUUCAAAUUCUGAUACAGUUAUAUAAUAUUUUGAAUCAGUUCCCAAUUCUUCAACACUUAAAUCCUCUUGUUCAUUUGAGUUAUGCAUUUUACAAAUAUUAAACACGAAGAAAUGGUCAGCAGGGAAACUGAAUCCUUUCAAAACAUGUUCUAACAGAAUUUUUUUUCUAAUUUGACUAUACAGCAGUAGUAUGCAGAUACUACUGCUGUAUAGUCAAAUUACAGGUAUUGUGCUGCCAUCUUUGAAUCUACAUUGUAAAUAAAAUUGAUAUGGUUACAAUAAAACCUAGAACUCCCAUGGCCAUUGUAUUAAAUGUGCAGCCCGUGUGAGAUACAGGCAUGACAAAAUUUAUUCAAAGUGAUUGCCCGUAUAACAGACUGAUGCGACGACUCAAGGCCCGUCCACAUGAGUAUGCUUGCGACGUAGUUGAUGCAACUCUUUUUUCGCCGGCGUAAAUUUGCGUUACGCAGAAGACGUAAAACUGAGUUCACUCCUGUUCAGCUUUUACAUCCGUAAUAUGAACGAACAGCCUAUAGCCGACUGAGUUCUUAUCACGUGUCAUAAUUGGAAAAUCUUCUUCUUACCCGUUUCAAUAUGGCGUCAGAACCACACAGAGAUGAGUUUUUGCUUAGAAAUAUUAUAACUGUAUACAGCAGUAAAAUAAUCAGCAUUGUUCAUGCCAUCCUCAGAUUUAUCAAACCAUAUAUAUUGGUAUAAAUUUCAAAUUCUCAUUAAAGGGGAAAAGUAUAUAUUUGUAAAGCAAUGAUUCGACCAGUAUAUC